UCAAUAGCUGGAUUAUAUCAUAUUCCUCCUCCAUUUUUUUCAAUUUCCCACUUGAUUCUUCUAAUAACAACAACAAUGGCAUUCUUCAACAAAAAUUCUAAGAGUUUCAUUAAAUUAAUUUUAAUUAUUUAUUUCUUACAAAUAACAGCCCUAAAUGGACAACUUAGAGUUGGAUUUUAUUCUGAAAGAUGUCACAAUGCAGAAUCAAUUGUUAGCACUGUGGUUAAAGAAGCUUCACAAAGAGAGCCAAGAAUGCCAGCCAUGUUACUUAGACUCCAUUUCCAUGAUUGUUUUGUCCAGGGUUGUGAUGGAUCAAUUUUGAUUGAUAAUGUUAAAGAAGCUGAAAGAAAUGCAUUUGGUCAUGAAGGCCUUGGAGGGUUCGCAGAGAUCCAGAAAGCCAAAACUCAAUUGGAAACCCAAUGUCCUGCUGUUGUAUCUUGUGCAGAUAUUGUUGCUUUAGCUGCUAGAGACGCUGUCGUCUUGGCUGGUGGAGCAUUUUAUGAAGUGGAGACAGGUAGAAGAGAUGGUAGAGUAUCAGAUUUGUCAUUUGCAGAAAAAAUGCCAGAUGUAGAUGACUCAAUUGAAGUUCUCAAACAAAAAUUCAAAACCAAAGGCUUUACCGAAAAGGAUCUCGUCAUUUUGAGUGGUGCACAUACUAUUGGCACAACAGCUUGUUUUUUCAUGCCUAAAAGAUUGCACAACUUUACUGGAAAAUCAGAUGCAGAUCCAUCUAUCAAUCCUAAAUUCCUCCCAGAAUUAAGAAGCAAAUGCCCCAAAAAUGGAGACGUAAAUGUUCGAAUCUCCCUCGAUAACCUGAGUGAGAAGAAAUUUGAUGAUCAAAUUAUGCACAACAUAAAGAAUGGCUUUGCAGUUAUAGCAUCAGAUGCAAGGCUUUAUGAUGACAAUAUUACACGAGCGGUGGUCAAUUCUUACCUUCAGACAGAAAUAUCAGAUCUUAAUACUUCAUCAUCUUUUGAAAAGGAUUUUGGUUUAGCAAUGGUAAAGUUGGGAAGGCUUGAAGUGAAGACUGGAUUACUAGGAGAGAUUAGAAAGGUAAAGGUUAAAAAAGGAAGAUGAACAAGUUGUUCAAGCCAAUAAGAGGUCAAAUGUGAAAGAAAAUAACCAUCUGCUUUGGAUCUGCUCAAGCAGAUCAAGAGCAAGGUGACAUUUUUGUAAUAUUUGGCAAAUGUGAAAUUGGGGCUUAAAUAGGAUUUUAGCUCAUUUUCAUGAUCUAAAAAAAAUCUUUUAUCUUAUUUUUUAUUUUUCAUCUAUCUUUUAGCUUUUGAACAUUAUUGCACCAUUCUUGUGCUAAGAAGACAUUAGAGUGAUACCAAAGUGAAGGAUUAGCAUUUCUAUUGAAAAUUUAUUGAAAAUCAAAGCUUGGAAUUGUAUUCCCUGUAUUUUUCAUUGAUCAAUUUGGUGAAAAUUUUGGUAUA
Molecule: messenger RNA, 1436 nt
Organism: Capsicum annuum
Lineage: Eukaryota; Viridiplantae; Streptophyta; Magnoliopsida; Solanales; Solanaceae
Product: peroxidase 43
Exons: 5
Coding region: 76-1077 (333 amino acids)
Biological process (GO): response to oxidative stress; hydrogen peroxide catabolic process
Cellular component (GO): plant-type cell wall; plasmodesma
Molecular function (GO): peroxidase activity; heme binding
Source: RefSeq, a predicted model, not a curated record